This is a messenger RNA of Cladocopium goreaui, 2904 nucleotides long. The record is from the annotation of a GenBank genome assembly. NCBI's taxonomy places the organism in Eukaryota, Dinophyceae, Suessiales, Symbiodiniaceae.
AUGUUCACAGCACCCGCCAUGCGCCAAAGCAGCUCGCUCCCGAGCCUCAGCGGGGAAUGCUCGCGGCUGGUGGAGAGCAAGUUGUAUGUGGCGCGAGGAGUAUCCAGCUCGCAAAGUCCUGCAGAAUGGCUCCCGAUGCGGUUCGCGCACAAUUCUGACGGGUCCAUUUCAUUUUGGUCCGCAGCACAAUCAGAGACUUUCCUAGAUGCAGAUUGGAGCCAGCCCUUCACUGUUGCACCAUGGAAGCCCAUCCAAAGUGAUGGCCGCCGCCUCUACCCCUUCAGCCUCAGCUAUGUGCCGCUGCCGGGGCGGCCACGGCACCAGCAGGGCCCUGACCCCUCGGAGACAGCCCUGCGACGGAACCUGAUGCUAGCAGCGCCCAGCGAUGUGCUGCGUCGGAGGUGGCUCUCGAGCUUGGCCCGAAAGAUUGGUUCAACCCAGUUGAGACCUUCUAGCACUUGGGGGGAGCUUGAAGAUGGAGCUGAUGCAGUCGACCGCCCAAAACGGCGCUUCAUGGAGCUGGGCGCGUUGCAAGCUGGCCUCGAGAAAACGCGCUUCUUGGGAAGGUCCAUCCCUCGACUGCCGCCUGCGCGUGCAGAGUUUUGGGAGGCGAAGUCGUCUUUGCAGAUGGUCCGUGACCUCUACGAUGAAUACGAGAAGCAUGUGAACGAGAAGCAGAAGAAAGAAAAGAAGAAGCAGAAGAAGCAGAAGGAAGAGAAGAAAGAGAAGAAGAAGAAGAAGAAGAAGAAGAAGAAGCAGAAGCAGAAGCAGAAGCAGAAGCAGAAGCAGAAGCAGAAGCAGAAGCAGAAGCAGAAGCAGAAGCAGAAGCAGAAGAAGCACAUGGCCAUGCACCACUCAGAGGCCUGGUCUCGCAUGAGCAGCUCCAAGUCAGGCUGCGACAUGCUGAUGGAUCGGUUGCACAGCACCAACUUCCAUCCAUCUGCCACUGCGGGCCAACUGAUCGUUGGCAAGAACGCGCAGCUGGAGCCACCUUACACCAGAUGUUUGGUGGACCAUGGCAAGGUGGUGGACAGCGGACGUUUCGGCCGCUGGGCCAUUGGCCAUGGAUCUGGAAAGCAAUAUUGGGAACUGACCUCAGUGCCCCUGGAGCGGUUGGGAAUGGUUCGACUUGGAGAGCGAAGCCGCCUGUCAUCGCUGUGGUUCCAAAGCCGAAUAAUCUCGGUCUCCACGUCCGCCACGUCUGCCUCGUCUGCCUUGGUUUUCGGGCUGACGGCGGUGUGUGUGGUGCGGGCGCAGGUGGUGCGCCGGGGGCAACAGCGGCAGCCGGGUGCUCCGGAAGCGAUGGCGUGGGAAAGGCUGCAGGGAGUGGAAGAGCCGCUGCAAACCUUGGUCUUUCCCGAGGAGGAAGGAGCACGCUGCGUGGCAGUGGUGAAAGGUGACGUGGCCCAAAAGGAAGACGUCCCCGUGCGGGUGCACUCCGAAUGUUUCUUGGGGGAUGCCUUGGGCAGCACGCGCUGUCAGUGCGGCCCACAGCUGCGGAGCUUCAUCGAAACCGUGCUGGGCAGCUCCUGUCAUCCUUGUGGAAUCUUACUGUAUUUGCAGGGCCAGGAAGGGAAGGGCAUUGGUCUGAGCAACAAGCUCCGGGCCUAUGUCUUGCAAGACACGGAAGGGCUGAAUGAGGCCGAAGCCAACCUGCGGCUGGGCUUUCCACCCGAUCAGCGAAAAUAUCAGGCUGCCCGUACGGCGCUUGAAUUUCUGGAGGUCAAGAGCGUGGUGCUCUACACUGCAAGUCCUCGAAAGAUUUCGUUCCUAAGUGAAUUUGUGUCUGGUGUGGCCGCUUGGUGUCCGCGAAACCAAUGCUGGGAAGCCGCGACGGACAGGGGCACUCCCUUCUCCAGCCGUCCGCCAUCCUCAAGUGGACAUGAGGAGCUGGCCACCAUGCGGCGCACAAACCUGGAGAAGUUCCUCCCACAGAAUCGGCCAAUGGACAGUACCUUCCAACGGAUCUGGGGCCGUGCAGAGCCACCCAUGUACACGGGAGAAGUGGCCAAACAUUCCCCAAUGAUGUGCACCAGUGGGGUGGCCCAGCCGGUGUGUGGGUCGAAGUCAGAUGACUUCAUGUCGCAAUACUUGGAGAAGCAGGCUGUGAUUGAGUUCUUGCUCCACCGCAAGCAGGGGCGCUUGGAGGAGUUGAAGAGAGCCCUUCGUGAAAGCAAACCUGAAGCCAGGCACCAAGAGCAAGCCCAGGCUGUGAAACAGUCGCAGGAGAAAGAAGUAAAAAUUGUGACUGGUUGUAGUUUUCAGCUCCUCGCAUGGACAGAGAACCUGAAGUUCCAGCAGGACAUCCUCCGGAAUGAGCAGUGGAGCGGUGGAGCCAUCUUUGCCAGAGCCAAUAUGGACGAUCCAUCCUUCGAGUUGGCGGUCAGCCUGCAGGAUUGUCCGGAGAGCCAUCCCAUCAUCAUCGGCAUUGCCCCUCCCGAUGCGGAUCUGAGCCAGGCCAACUUCUUUGGCAGUUGUGGAGGUGUGUUUAUGUGUUUAGGCGGCUCUGCCUCUGAAGGACGCCUGGGUGCUAUGGGCGCACCGGGAGGUCCCUUUAUUCAGGGCUUCGGACAGCGGCAGCGACCAGAUUUGCCAAAGGGACAUCUAGGUUGCCAGGUGCAAAUCAACUUCACGGAGGCCGUAGAUACAACGGGGCAGUUGUUGGGCCAUGUAUGCUUUAUGGUCACCGAUGAACGAGGCCGAUAUCAUCAGCAUGUGCCCAAGUUUCGACAGCAAAUCGAGGGAGGCGUUGGAUGGUUACCGUGCAUCCUGCUGUGCAAUCCAGACACCAGCGUGCAGGAUCGGCUGGUGCUGGAUGCCGCUGAGCAUUGCCGCCAGCUGCGGCAGGCCUUGUCUGAGAAGCAGAGGCUGGAUAUGGACUGGAUAUGGAUGGAAGUGGACUAA